AUGGGAACUUGGAACGAUGGAGUCUGGGAAUGGAAUCUUGAGUGGAGAAGAAUCCUGCUUGAUAGAGAGAAAGACCAAGUUUCUACCCUCCUGUCUUUUAUCAACAAUUUUAAGUUGGUGAUGGGGAAACCGGAUGGUUGGAAAUGGAAACUUUCGUCGGAUGGUUGUUUCACUGUUAAGUCGGCAUUCAAGGCAAUUUGCGACGGGGUUUGUGCCCCCCAACAGAAGAAUCCUGCCUUAUCUUCCAUCUGGAAAGCCCCGGCUACACACAAGGCUAAAGUGAUUGCUUGGAGGAUGCUGUGUGGAAGAAUGGCGACGAUCGACAAUCUCUUGAAGAGGCAGGUUCCUAUCCCGAACUCGGAGACUGCUUGUAAACUCUGUUACCUUGAGGAUGAAGACACAUAG
Messenger RNA from Salvia miltiorrhiza (redroot sage), 405 nucleotides. RefSeq lists its product as uncharacterized. The coding region runs from base 1 to 405 and encodes 134 amino acids. The transcript has a single exon. The record is from RefSeq and is a predicted model, not a curated record. NCBI's taxonomy places the organism in Eukaryota, Viridiplantae, Streptophyta, Magnoliopsida, Lamiales, Lamiaceae.